This is a messenger RNA of Orbicella faveolata, 2044 nucleotides long. RefSeq lists its product as uncharacterized. Gene Ontology annotation, cellular component: ciliary basal body; centriolar satellite; centrosome. NCBI's taxonomy places the organism in Eukaryota, Metazoa, Cnidaria, Anthozoa, Scleractinia, Merulinidae. Gene Ontology annotation, biological process: non-motile cilium assembly; protein localization to centrosome; microtubule anchoring at centrosome. The record is from RefSeq and is a predicted model, not a curated record.
GGGAGAUGAAAGGACUUCCCAUGAUGCUUUGGUGUAAUCUGAUCGUUUUUCAUGAUGACCACGUCGACAAAUCGGAUGUUUGGAGCGUAAAAAAGCGUUGGUUUCGUGUCCAAUUUUUGACUUUGUUUCGACCUCUCGGUGAGUAUUUUUGUUUUCCACGUGUUCUUUACGUUUUCAAUUACUGCUUCAACCGUUCUUGAUCAAUAAUCAUUGUUUAUAUUCUUUCAUUCAGGGCUAUGUUUUUGUGCAACAUGCCGUGACGAGGUCAUUGUUGUUCCAAUGUAAGCGGAACAAAGGUCAGAACACACCAGCUUUUACGUUACGUUUGUGAAUACAUUUGAGCAAUGAAGUUUAAAAUUGUUAGUAUAAAGUUCAGUAAGCAAUAUGUGCUUAAAUGUAUUCUAAUGUACUCAGGUUUAAUCAUAGUAAUAAACGGUCAAAAUUUACGUAAAUAUGGCGCCAAGCGGCCAUUGCGCUGUCUUCUCCUGUUGCAGUUUUCGAGGAAAUAAUUGUUAUAAAUCGUUGAAUGGCGCAAUGUUUGGGCCAUUUCGUCCAUUUUAUUACUUUUCUCGAUUGGAAAUAAGUUUAGCUUUGUUAUUUGAAGAUGACUGGUUUGCCUGUGAGGUUUUUUACGAAAGGAAAUCUUUCUUUUCGGCCCUCUUAUCAACAGAGUCUAUUAAUAUGGAUCGGAAGAGGUUACAUGUAGAAACGGGGAACACACCAAACAAGCCGCUGAGAAAAAGACGGACUCCAACUGGUUCUUCAAGAAAGUCUCUUUUCGGCAGUUCUCCGUCAGGAAAGCCGGUACCCCAACCAAGAUUAGUCACAAGACUUAAAGGAGUUAAUACUUCGCCAAAAGUUUUAAAAUUUGACUCGAAGAAGCAAAGGAUUGUUUGGCAGAGGAAAGAGGAUGUGGCACUUGUACAGUUUGUUGCCUUACACAAAGACUUGCAGCCAACAAAAAGUGAAUGGCCUUCGCUAAAUCCGAAGUCAAAAUACUGGAAAGAUGCUGCUGAGUACAUCAAACAGACAGCUGGAACAAAGUUUCUCAGAGAGGGAUCAUCAAUCCGCCAACGAGUGGUGGUAUACAUGAAAGGCCAUUAUAAAAGUGUUGAUGAGGCAGAAGACGAAUAUGGAUUAUCUGUGGAUUCCUACCUAGGGGAGCCAAAUGUCCUUAAUGAAGAAGAAACAGAGCUGCAAAGCUCUUCUGAUGUGUUAAAUGCCAUUGAUCACCUUGGACAGUCACAACUGGUUGACAUGAUUUUCAAGGCUUUCAGUAGAGUGAUUGAUAAAAAUAAUUUGCUUUUAACACUGUUAGCACAGAUUUCUUUCCGAGAACACCUCAAAGAUUUGAUUGUUGCUCUACACCCCCACCUGCAUGAACAAGAUCAAAGAAUGCUGCUCAACAAAUGGUUUCUUCAGCAAGCUACAGAGGUGGGAAUUGACAGCAAUCCGGCAGAUUUUGCAACCCUGUCCUUGGAAGCAAUGCUAAUGCUUCAAAGAAAUGACAAGCCCAAUUUGGUUUACAAGUGGUGCAGCUGCCUCUACAAUGAUGAAGGCAAGCCGAGUUUGGAUUUAAACCGAAUGCCCCUUGGGAUGCUGCAGUACAUCAUAGAGUUCUUCAGCUGUACACAUGUUGCCCAGAUAAGAGAACCCCCCGACUAUAAGAUGUGGCAGGACACCUUGGAUGCUGAGUUCGGUGGGGGCAAAUUUAAGCGCCUCUUUCGUGGGCCUAUGUGGAGUGGUUGUGAUAGGAAAGACAUGGGCAACCCAAGAAAGGUAAUUAAAAGUUAUUCAUUGACGUUCAAGUUUACUUAGAAAAUGUGUUUAAUCAGUAGAAAAGUAACACUGUACACAGUUCUGAGUGGACAGUUAUGUUGGGACUACAUAUAAAUAGGCUUCACUGAAAAGGGUGUGUAGCUCUCAACACGAGGUUAGUAAGUCCCAGUUUUAUAUUACAUUACUCAUUGGAAAUGACCCUUGUAUCCUUUCAUAGGAAAUAGAUACAAGUUAAUUUUUAAUACAGCCAUAAUAAUACUUCUUA